Messenger RNA from Aspergillus oryzae RIB40, 921 nucleotides. RefSeq names its product putative calcium/calmodulin dependent protein kinase. The transcript is spliced from 3 exons. Lineage: Eukaryota; Fungi; Ascomycota; Eurotiomycetes; Eurotiales; Aspergillaceae. The record is from RefSeq and is a predicted model, not a curated record. Gene Ontology annotation, cellular component: cytoplasm. Gene Ontology annotation, molecular function: protein serine/threonine kinase activity; ATP binding. Bases 1 to 921 code for a protein of 306 amino acids. Gene Ontology annotation, biological process: protein phosphorylation; intracellular signal transduction.
AUGCCUCGGUUAUGGACUUAUACCGUGGCACGAGGCACGAAGGAAAAACAAAACUCCAAGCUAACAACCUGUGCACUGAGUCAGGCCGUCAAGGAAUUCUCCAAGGCACGGCUAAGGAAACGCGCCCAAUCCCACCUGUUACGGAGACCUCGAGGUCCCAAGCGCCCAUCAGAUGGCUUCAAUUCCCCACUUCACCGUCGUUCUCUGGAAGAUCCAGAUCAAAAGAGAAAUGCUCUUUACCUUAUCAAAGAAGAGAUAGCAAUCAUGAAGAAACUCCAUCAUCACAACCUGGUGUCUCUGAUUGAGGUCUUAGACGACCCGACCGAGGAUUCUCUAUACAUGGUUAUGGAGAUGUGUAAGAAGGGGGUAGUUAUGAAAGUUGGGCUUGAAGAAAGAGCCGACCCAUAUGAUGACGAACUCUGUCGCUGUUGGUUCCGCGACCUGGUCCUGGGAAUAGAAUAUCUACACGCUCAGGGCAUUGUACAUCGCGAUAUAAAACCAGAUAAUUGCCUAAUAACGAGCGAUGACGUUCUCAAGGUAGUGGACUUCGGGGUAUCAGAGAUGUUCGAGAAAGACUCCGAUAUGUUCACGGCAAAAUCGGCUGGUUCACCUGCUUUCCUCCCUCCAGAGCUAUGUGUUGUCAAACACGGGGAUGUCUCCGGGAAAGCGGCCGACAUAUGGUCUAUGGGUGUUACGUUGUACUGUUUGCGAUACGGCAGAUUGCCCUUCGAGAAGCAGAGCAUCUUCGAGCUAUAUGAGGCUAUUAAGACCGAUCCAGUGGCAUGUGAGGGAGAAACUGAUGAAAACUUCAAGGACCUGAUGUCACGGAUUCUAGAGAAAGAUCCAACCAGAAGGAUCCAAAUGAGUGCAUUGCGAGGUAUCAUCUGCAUGCUGAAGAACCACGCUUACAACAGCUCCUAG